AUGUCGCUCAAUUUCGAACACUUUGAUCCUCAAUUCGAGUUUGGUACCGUUGACAAGCAAACUGGUGAACCUGUGAGGCCACGGAAAAAGCCAGGACGCAAACCCAAUCCACCAACACCUGCACAACGCAAGGCACAAAACAGGGCAGCACAACGGGCGUUCCGUGAACGUAAAAGACGCGAGAUGCAUGAAGCAGAGAUGACUGUCAAGCGAUGUUUAUAUAUGCGCGAUCAAGCUAUACAAGAAGCUGAAGGCCUAAGGAACAAGGUGGAUGAAUUGACAUAUGAAGUCAAUUACUUGCGUGGAAUGGUGUUAUCAUACAAGUUGGCAUGUCAUGCAAAUCGUGUCGAUGUACCAAAGUGCAAUGACUUUAUGGAUGGUUCAAGCAAUAUCAAGACGACGAGUAGCACAAUUCCCCCAUCGCUGGAAGUAUUUCUCAACAACCAAAGGCGAAUCAUUGACGCGACUAUUCCAUCAUCAGCAUCAUCAGCAGCAGGAAAUGACAACCUUGAAUCGGAUAAGGAGGACAAUGACAAGGAAAACCAAGAAGAUGAUUUGUACACAGCAUUGAUCGAUGAUUCAAAAACCGACUCCAGCAGCAUCAGUGGUAUGAAUCCAGAGGAAUCAUUGCUCCAUCAUAAUGAGAUGCAACAACAACAAGAAGAAGAAAAAGUAAUCGAGGAGAAUCGACAACAGCAGGAGCGAGAUGCCGAUGGAAUGUUGGUGGAUGUGGCCGCAAUAGCACCACAAUUGGCAAAUCAUCUCGAGUCACCGUUUAUUCAGCAGUUGAUGACAGCUGACCUUGUACAACAUGGCAUGCAACAACAGCAACAGUCAGCAUUAGUGGCAGAGGUUAAGCAUUCCUUGGCAACACCAUCCAACAACAAUGCUCUCACUGGAUACCAUCAUAACAACAACAACCACCCAUCCACAUCCACACAUGGAAGAUUGAAAACAUCCAAUGACACGGCCUUGUUUCCACCUACCGAACUUCAGCGUAAUGUGGCACACGAUAACCGCAUUGACCUCAUUCCUGGUGCUGCGCUACGCGAUCACAUGAUCCUUUUCCAAGACUUUUACGAUGCCGAUGAUCUCUUUACGACUCUUGUUGAGCAAGCUGUGUUUACGGGUAGCGAGCUUGGUGAUCCAGACUGCUGGACAGUCCCACGAUCCUUCGUUCUCAAAUAUUGGUUCUUGUUACCGAAUCAUCGCCCUCUCAAGCGAACGGAUGACAUUGUUGACAUUGUGGUGGAUAGCUGUCAGCGUAUGCUCAAGCAUUUUGUUGAACACCGGAUACCCAUGUACAUUCACCACCGGGAUCAAUAUCCAGAUCAAUUUCCUUUUGAUACGGCAUCGCUCAAGCCUUCCUUCCAUUACAACAACAACAACAACCAUCAACAACAUCAUCAUCAUGAACAAGACCAGCACCAGCAACAAGUGGCUCUUAGCACCUCCAGCCUGCCGAUCAAUGUCUUGGAGCUCAUUUCACCCAACACCAAUGUCUUUGCUACUGCAUCUGGUAUCGUGACAAAUGCAUGUCAAUGA
Messenger RNA from Lichtheimia ornata, 1545 nucleotides. RefSeq lists its product as uncharacterized. The record is from RefSeq and is a predicted model, not a curated record. Lineage: Eukaryota; Fungi; Mucoromycota; Mucoromycetes; Mucorales; Lichtheimiaceae. The coding region runs from base 1 to 1545 and encodes 514 amino acids. Gene Ontology annotation, cellular component: RNA polymerase II transcription regulator complex. Gene Ontology annotation, molecular function: transcription cis-regulatory region binding; DNA-binding transcription activator activity, RNA polymerase II-specific. The transcript is spliced from 3 exons.